Pelobates fuscus (common spadefoot toad) is the source of this 684-nucleotide messenger RNA. It is a transcript of the gene TMEM205, whose product is annotated as transmembrane protein 205. Bases 76 to 642 code for a protein of 188 amino acids. The transcript is spliced from 4 exons. NCBI's taxonomy places the organism in Eukaryota, Metazoa, Chordata, Amphibia, Anura, Pelobatidae. The record is from RefSeq and is a predicted model, not a curated record.
AUGGCUUGUGCGGGAACCCGGAAGUAGCUGACAGUUGCAGCUCUGCUCUCAGCCUGGAAGCUCAGAGGAGUCAGGAUGGUGUCAGAGGGAGAUCCGGGCAGCCUGGUGAAGGUGUUCUACCUUCUCAUACUAUCUGCGUCCUGGGGAAUGCAGUGCUGGGUGACAUUUGUAGCAGGGUUUGUUCUGAUAAGAGGCGUUCCCAGGCAUACUUUCGGCUUAGUACAAAGUAAACUGUUCCCUUUUUACAACCACAUCGUUUUGGCAUUCUCAUUUCUCAGCCUGGCCAUGUACGCCACAUACCACCCCCGAGACCUGCUUUCACCUGGCGAGACUGUACAGAUAUCUCUAUUUUUCGCCUCGCUCAUUUUGUCUGCACUGAACGCACGUUGGUUCUCCCCAUCCACCACGAAGACCAUGUUUAAGAUGCAGGCUAUUGAGAAAGAGCAUGGAUUAGGAGGAGGUGUGGGUCUGUCUGCCAACAUCGAAGGUUAUAAGCUCCUCCGGGAAAAGGAUCCCAAAUACCAAGCUUUGCGGAAAAGCUUUCUGCGCUAUCAUGGAAUAUCUUCGCUCUGCAAUCUCCUCUGCUUGCUGUGUAAUGGCGCAAACCUGGUGUACACAGCCCUUCUGCUGCCCACAAUUUAGACAAUGUGGAACAGGGGAAGCCAACCUUUCCAUUCCUUUUAU